AUUUCUUAUCUCAUCUGCGAUUUCUCCACAUUUGCAAGCUUUGCCAUCCGCCACGGAUGCUUUACAGCCGUGGAACGCUCUGGCCUGUGAGUCCUUCUUAACCAAGUACACGCGUAAUGCGAGCUUGGAGCAUCGAUUUGUAGCAUUUCAGUUAAACAUGCCACCCACAAAUAUCUCUCGACGGAUCCCUGAUAAUGUUUCUGGGAAAGAUUAUAAUCGUGGGUUUUUAUUUAUUUAUUUAUUUAUUUUUUAGGAUUAUGCUGAUGUCUGAAUUAACCUGUGUAGGAAGCACAACUCUCCAUAUGUUAGAGUCGCAAAAUUUGCAGAUGAAUUGCACUUAGUGAGGUAUGGCCAGUGUGGAGCCAGAGUUGGCAAGGACAUGAAUGCUGUUUCGUUCUGGGAGAGCUUCAGUGGUUGAGUGCGAAGGCGUGUUCGGAGCUGAAAGCUGUGGCAGCUACGUUUUCGGCGAUUGGGAGCCAAUUAGAGUUGAGUUGAAUGAUUUUUAGUCGUAAAUUCAUUUUUUGUACUUUAUUGAGCAAUGCGGGCUAUAGUAUACGCGCAUAUAGGAUUUCCUGGUUCGAAUUGAAGGCUUGAUUCAGCCAUGGCUUUCGUGGCGGAGGCAGGGCACGGUCGGCUGUCGCUGACUGGGGUUCAUUACUCUAACACCAGGUGUAACACGGAUCUCAACAUACAGUCGUGUGCAGUCAAAGGUCGAUUUGGCAUCGAAAUUUCACAGCAUAUAAUGAGGCACCUAAACAAUGUAUCUGUACCAAGAGAUUUGCCUGUGUCCUUAUGGCCAGAAACUACACCUGUACUAGCGACGAAGAGGAUUCAGUACUUAACUGUAAAAUGUGCUAACUCUUCUGAAAAAAGCUUCCAACCUGCGGAAACUUCAACAAAGUUGGCAUCCGAAUUUUCAAGGGAUCAGCUGCCAGGAAAACAAUUCCAGUCGGCGAGAAAACCCAGAUCUCCAAGUCUUUCUGCACCUUCAGUACCUCUUUUGGAUAAGGCUCCAGGUAAGGCCAGACCUGGUCAGUACUCGAAGCUCGCUUCAAGGGAGGUCCAGGGUUCUCCAGGAGCAUGUGAGCAACCAUCUCGUACUCGUUCUUAUUUCAGCAAGGGACCAGAAUCCUCACUGUCAGGGCUAUCAGAGUCAAAGCUCUGGUCUAUGCUUAAUGAUUGUUCAAAGCAGCGUAAUUGGCGUGUCGCGCUCGAUGUGUUCGCAGCUAUGAAACAAGCAGAAGGGUUCAAAGCAAAUAUUCGCAUUUAUUCCCGGAUGAUCCGCAUUUUGGCUAAAGCCAACCAGCCCCAACGAGCUCUUCAACUAUUUGAUGAAAUGAAAUCUGUUGGUUUUGAUCCAGAUGUCUAUGUCUUCACCGCCCUUCUUGAUGCGUACGGGCGGGCUGGUAUGCUUGAGAAGGCAGUGUCCGUGUUUCAAAAGAUGAAAGAAACUCCUUCUUGUAAACCCAAUGCUACCACAUAUGGCUGCAUGAUGGCUGCACAUGGACGAGCCAGACAGUGGGAGAAGAUUGAUGCAUUGUUUAGCGAAAUGGUAGCAUUAGACUUGAAAUUGUCUGGCCCCAUAUUCAAUGUUGUCAUUGGUGCUUAUGGAAAAGGAGGUCUCUGGAACAAAAUGGAAGAGGCAUUGGAUGCUAUGAUUGCUGCAGGUUAUACCCCUGAUACUUUCACAUAUAACACUAUGAUUGAUUCAUAUGGUAAAGGAUCUCAACACAGAAGCAUGGAAAAAACUUUUGAAAGAAUGCAAUCUGCAGGUUGUCAAGGGGACAUCCUGACUUAUAGCUCACUCAUACACGCGUACAGAAAAGGGGGCCAGUUUGAAAAGAUGGAUAAGAUCUUGGAACAGAUGCAGCUAGCAGGUUGUAAGCCGGAUGUGACAGCCUACAGCCUUCUUAUUGAUGUUUAUGGCAAGAGAGGAAUGUUGAAGAAAAUGGAGGCUACCUUGCAGGAAAUGCAAGAGGCUGGAUGCAAAGCCAACAUUGUGACAUACACAGGUAUGUUAGAUGCCUAUGGAAAAGCAGGGAAGUAUGAGGAAAUGGAGCGAGUUUGGAAGAUCAUGAAGGAUUUGAACCUUCAGCCUGAUUAUUCUGCCUUUGUUGCAACAAUCAGUGCAUAUGGCCGGUGUGGUUUAUACGACAAAAUGGAGGCUAGGUUUCAGGAACUCGAGGAAGCUGCUAAGGAAAUGCCUUUCGGUGGACCAAGGCUUGGCACAGCUGCUUACAAUGUCAUCAUUGAUGCUUAUGGCAAAGGUAAACUUAUCGAUCAGAUGGAAUCCGCACAUGAGGCCAUGCAAAAUACUGGUUAUCGUCCUGACGUGAUCACUUACAGUGCAUUAAUCAACGCUUAUGGGAAGGCAGAGUUACUGGAGAAGAUGGAUUCCACGUAUGUGAUGAUGCGCGUGAAGGGAGUAUUUCCCAAUGAACACACUUAUAGUGCUUUGAUCGACGGCUAUGGCAAAUUAGGAAUGGUGGGAAAAGCUGAAGCUGUACUAGAUGAGAUGCUCAAGGCUGGAAUAAAGAUGAAUGUGGUUGCUUACACGUCCAUUAUUAAUGCCUAUGGAAGCGCGAAAAGGUUUCAGGACAUGGCAGUACGGUUUAGUGCUUUGAAGGAAGCGGGGACUGAGCCGAGCUGUGAAACCAUUGGUGUUCUGCUCACUGCAUUGUGCUCUUGCCGCUUGCUCGAGGACGUUUCAGCACUUCUGAAUUGUAUACGGAACUGUGAAGGCUUUGGUGUCAUUGCAUGGCUACUAGAGGAAAGCGCAGAGAGCCUGGGUGAUAAAUUUUUAUGGGUUGAAGCUACGGUCCUUUUUGACGCAUUGCAGUCCGAGGGGACUGCAUCACGACUGGUUCUGUAUGAUUCUUUGGUUGAAGCACUGUGGUGUUUUGGAUGGAGAGGUCGUGCCUGGAAAGUGCUCAUGGCUGGACGAGAGCGGGAUGUGUUCCCUCAGGCAAGAGUUGUGGCGGAUGAGGAACUCUUACUUGAUCUUCAUCUUCUAUCUGUAAACGUAGCCCAAGUGAUGCUCGUCUCUUGGCUUUCUGAAAUGGAAUCUACGUGCAUCAAAGAAGACACUCCUUAUGAACAGGUUACUGUUAUAACGGGCUGGGGAAGGCGUAGUAAAAUAGAGGGAGAUUCACCUCUGAAGGCAGCGGUUACCGCAAGGCUUGUAUCUAUGAACAGUCCAUUCAGGAUACCCAGGGAGAAUGCAGGACGUUUGGUAGCACCCGUUGAUCAGGUCUGUCGAUGGCUGUCAACCGAGAGGUUGAGUAGCCACCUUUCUCUGGAAGAUGUUGGUGUCCCUGGUCCGAGCCACUUAAUACCAACUGUAUAGUUGUCUAUGGAUGAACUUUAUGUGCCGCAGAACAUGCAAUCUCAGUCUUCGUCUCCUUCACCUCAAACAAGGAGGUACGCUGAUCACCACACUUGUCAGUAUCCUCUGGAUAUUGUGCGAAUCGCUGUGCUGGUUUAUGGGGGACGACAACUACGUUUUCUCAUCCAAGUUGUUAAGGAAGAUUCUCAUCGACGCUGCUAAAUUUGCCAACGCAGUUUGUUAGCAUUCUGCAUCUGUUGCCCUUCACGUUAAGCCUUUCAUGAGUGUCGUGACGAUAGAACUUGCAAGUUCGUGAACACCGUAAUGUAAAUAGUAAUUAUUUACUUCAUGGUUGGGAGACUGGUCUAGAAAAAUGUGGGAAUUUCAGCUGUCAGGUUGUCUACAAAAGCGACUUAAAUCUGUAACAUGUAUCACUUUGUAUUAUCACUGCGUUGUCUAGUUUGUGACCUUAUGAAUUUGCUUUCAAGCAUUCUGCCUUCA
Molecule: messenger RNA, 3826 nt
Organism: Physcomitrium patens
Lineage: Eukaryota; Viridiplantae; Streptophyta; Bryopsida; Funariales; Funariaceae
Source: RefSeq, a predicted model, not a curated record